Spodoptera frugiperda (fall armyworm) is the source of this 6757-nucleotide messenger RNA. RefSeq names its product anion exchange protein 3 (gene Ae2). The coding region runs from base 112 to 3678 and encodes 1188 amino acids. The transcript is spliced from 19 exons. The record is from RefSeq and is a predicted model, not a curated record. NCBI's taxonomy places the organism in Eukaryota, Metazoa, Arthropoda, Insecta, Lepidoptera, Noctuidae. Gene Ontology annotation, cellular component: plasma membrane. Gene Ontology annotation, biological process: monoatomic anion transport; bicarbonate transport; regulation of intracellular pH. Gene Ontology annotation, molecular function: monoatomic anion transmembrane transporter activity; solute:inorganic anion antiporter activity.
GGGCAGCGCGCGCGCCGCGCCUGCCACAGUCGGUGCGCCGCCGGCUACCCAAACAGACGCGCGCGCCGCCGCUCGCUCCGCAGCUGAGUUCCGCGCGCCCGCGCUCUCGAUAUGAGCUCCGGCAAGAGGAAGCUCUCGUUCCUGGGCUUCGCCCCGCAGGAGGCGAGCACGGCGAGCGGGCCCGACGAGGUGCGGCUGGACGAGGAGAUGGAGCGCGUGGUGUGGGGCGACGCGGCGCCGCGCCUGCCCGCCGCCGCCGGCGAGCCGCGCCGCGACAGCGCCGCGCCGCCGCCCUACUCCAGCACGCGCGCACACGCCGCAGAUGGCGUAACAUCGAGCAGCUCUGAGCUAUCGCAGCCGCCAGUCAGCACUGGCUCCGAGCAGCAGACGUCGGGCGGCGCGUGGUCGGGCUCGGGCUCCGGCGGCAGUCCGCGCGACGCCGACGAGCGGCACGUGCAGUUCGACGGCGAGCGCGCCGAGCGGCCCGACCUCGCCGACCCCUUGGACGACGCCGACGAGGAGCGCCGCGCGCAACGGAACAUCAAGCACCUGCACCCGCACAAAGCGCGCAAGUACUCCCUGCAGGAGGGCGCGCGCGGCGGCGGCGAGCGGCGCGUGAGCAUCGAGCCGGCGGAGGAGCCGCUGCCCGAGGCGGACGCCGAGCAGCUGCACGCGCACCGCAGCGACGACCCGCGCGCGCUGCGCCGCCACAAGAUCCAGCCCAGGGGUUCAACAGUCCACGUAGGCCGCAAGGAUGGCGGCGACAAAGUACAAAAUAUAUUAUCCGACGCCGCCUACAAGAAGAUGUACGACCACAGCCCGCACUCGGUUUUCGUGCAACUCGACGAGCUGCUGGCUACGGAAGACGGUGAGGCUGAGUGGAAGGAGACGGCGCGUUGGAUCAAGUACGAGGAGGACGUGGAGGAGGGCUCGGCCCGUUGGGGCAAGCCGCAUGUGGCCUCCCUGUCGUUCCAUUCGCUGCUCAACCUGCGGCGCUGCCUCGAGACGGGCGUCGUGCUACUGGACCUGGACGAGAAGGACCUGCCCGGGGUCGCGUACAGGGUCGUGGAGAACAUGGUAGCGGAAGGCCUGAUUGAGGAAGACGACAAGCCCGUGGUGAUGCGGUCGCUGCUGCUACGGCACCGGCACGUGCACGACGAUCGCUUCCGGUUCUCCAUCAGCGGCAAAAAGCACUCCUCAUACACUAGCUUGCAGUCGCUGUGGCUGGACGAGGGCGCGCUGGCGGGGGCGCGCGCGCGCUGCUCCGUCUGCAGCGCCACGGCCGCCUGCCGCCGCCACAGCACACACCUCAUCAACUUGGCGGACCCGCGGCGCCGGCGCAGCUCGUAUGCUCUGCCGCUGGAGCGCGCCGAGGUGCGCAAGAAGUCGUCGGCGGGCGGGCUGGAGCUGCGCGAGGUGGAGUACCUGGCCGGCGUGGACGCGGCGGCCGGCUCGCAGGACGAGCUGCGGCGCCCGCACCACGACUCGAUCCUGAAGCGCAUCCCCGGCGAUGCCGAGGCCACGACCGUGCUCGUGGGCGCCGUGGGCUUCCUCGAGCAGCCCACCAUCGCGUUCGUGCGCCUCGCACAAGGCAUCCUCAUGCCUUCCAUUACAGAAGUACCCGUCCCGGUGCGGUUCAUGUUCAUUCUCUUGGGUCCUAGCGGCGCCGACCUUGACUACCACGAGGUGGGUCGCUCCAUCUCCACUCUCAUGUCUAACCCGGCGUUCCACUCCAUCGCAUACAAAGCGGAUGACCGGCGCGAGCUGUUGUCUGCCAUCAACGAGUUCUUGGACGACUCCAUCGUGCUGCCGCCCGGAGACUGGGAGCGCCAGGCUCUUCUACCCUUCGAAGAGUUACGCGCCAAGAGCGAGAUGAUCCGGCGUCGUAAGCGCGACGCGUUGGAGCGCAAGCGCGCGGCCGGCGAGGCGCCCACGCCCAUCGACGAGAAGAAGGCGCUGCUGGCGGCGGAGGCGGGCGGCCUGCCCAGCAAGGAGCCGGAUGACCCGCUGGUCCGGACUGGACGUUUAUUCGGAGGUGUGCUACGUGACAUGAAGCGACGCUACCCCUACUAUUUGUCGGACUUCCGUGACGCACUGAACGGGCAGUGUGUGGCGGCUACAAUCUUCAUGUACUUCGCGGCGCUCUCCUCCGCCAUCACGUUCGGCGGUCUGCUGGCCGAGAAGACGUAUGGCAGCAUCGGCAUCUCGGAAACUUUGGUGUUCACGUGCGCGGGCGGCGUGCUGUUCGCGCUGGUGGCGGGGCAGCCCAUGAUGAUCACGGGCGCCACGGGCCCGCUGCUGCUGCUGGACGAGUCGCUCGCCAACUUCUGCCACUCCAACGACUUCGACUUCCUGACGGCGCGCAUGUACUGCGGCCUCUGGAUGAUCGUCAUCGCCCUCGCCGUCGCCUCCGCGGAAGGCAGUGUGGCCGUCAAGAAGAUCACCAGGUUCACCGAGGACAUCUUCGCUUUCCUGAUUUCACUGAUCUUCAUUGGGGAACCGGUGACCAGCCUCAUCAACGUGUUCCGCGCCCAUCCGCUGGGUAUCGACUAUGCCGCAGCCGCCGCCAACGUGACAGUGGUCGCCAACUCCACGCUACCAGCAGUGGGUGCAGGUAACGCGACGCUGGCGCCGGCGGCGGGCGCGCGCAUGCCGCCGCAGCCCAACACCGCGCUGUGGUGCACCAUGCUGACGCUGUCCACCUUCAUCAUUGCCUACUACCUCCGCAUUUUCCGUAACGGGAAGUUCCUCGGCCGCAGCGCUCGGCGCGCUCUCGGCGACUUCGGCGUGCCCAUUGCGAUCGUGCUGAUGGUGGGCGUGUCGUGCGCCGUGCCCGUGUGGACGGAGACGCUGCGCGUGCCCGAGGGGCUCAGCCCCACGGCGCCGCGCUCCUGGUUCGUGCCGCUCAACAACGGGCUCAGCACCAUUCCAGCGUGGGCCGCUUUCGCGAUGGGUCUACCCGCUCUCAUGGUCUACAUCAUCGUCUUCAUGGAAACCCACAUAGCCGAGCUGAUCAUUGAUAAGCCGGAGCGGAAACUGAAGAAGGGCAGCGGGUUCCACAUGGACAUCGUGAUCAUGUCGGCGGUGAACGCCAUGUGCGGGCUGUUCGGCGCGCCGUGGCAGUGCGUGGCCACCGUGCGCUCCGUCAGCCACGUGUCCGCGCUCACCAUCAUGUCCACCACGCACGCGCCCGGUGACAAGCCGCAUAUCGUCGAAGUCAAAGAGCAGCGGCUGACGGGGCUGCUGGUGGCGCUGCUGGUGGGCAUCUCCGUGCUGGCGGCGCGCUGGCUGCGGCUCGUGCCCAUGGCUGUACUGUUUGGAGUCUUUCUGUACAUGGGCAUUUCAGCGCUGGGCGGAAUCCAGUUCUGGGACCGCUGCAUUCUAUUACUAAAGCCUGUCAAACAUCACCCGCAAGUUCCUUACGUCCGACGGGUUCCGACGCUGAAGAUGCACUUGUACACACUGAUCCAAGCCGCGGGGCUGGCAGUGCUGUACGCCGUCAAGUCGUCCCGGUUCUCGCUGGCCAUGCCCUUCUUCCUGGUGAUGAUGGUGCCGCUACGAAUGUCGCUCGCCUACGUGUUCACGCCGCUGCAGCUCAGAGCGUUGGAUGGCGCUCAGAAAGACAUCGACAAGGACGACGAACCUGACUUCUACGAGGAGGCGCCGCUGCCGGGCUAGACGCUGGGCGGCACUGACACUGCCUGGGACGUUGCAGCAGGCUUAACAUUAUUUCUUCCUACGUCUCUACAUGUAUUUCUUCACUCUCACGUGAUUAUCUUAUAAACGUUCAAAAGGAUUUAGUUCCGCGCUAAGUUGCCUGCGCUAGGACCACGAUGGAUAUAGUUUAGGCUAGGGUACUUGCACUUGCAACCAAAGAGGCGCGCAGGCGCAGCUUGUGUUGCAGCGCGCAAGUACCGGCCAGUGGCCAGUUGGUGCCGGACCACGAUCAUUUCAUGGGUUUUGGUCUGCCCUCGUACUAAUGUACAUUGUACAGUAUUAAUUUAUACUACUUAGUUACUAUCGAUACGUAACCUACUUAAUGAUAAGUCAUUGUGAUAUGUAUUGCUAUACAGUGAAUAAGAUGAAAUGGCAUAGCCGACCAGAUGUUUAUUAUUUGCAUAUUUGUUUGAUGCUGUAGUCGUCCGCGUGUCGCGUCGUGUAACGUGUAACGUGACGUCAUCGCUCCUCGUCUUAGAAAGGAGAUUAUUGUCCGUUUGCUCGAACCGUCGCAGGCUGCCACCUCCCGUACACUGGAGCUGUACUGUUGCAUUGUUCGAAUUUUCUGUGCAACGUGUGAAUAUUUUGAAAUAACUCCUUACUCCGUAUGUUCACUCCGACACUAGUUUAUAGUUCUGUAGACGAACGUGUUCAACCAAACAAUCGCUUCAGCUUUAUUUUAUUACCUAGUAGGUAUAACUUUGUACAUUGUGUAACUCCAAAAUGUACCUAUACGUACUUAUAAAAUAUAUGAUACCGUAAUAUGCCUUGCUUAUUAUGCAUAAUUAUUAUAGCUACGUGUGACGAGCUUUACGUGAAUUUGUAGGCGUAUAUAGUGUAAAUGGACAAUGACACGGCCAGUCUGCCGGGAAUGUCUUUACGGCAGCGACCUACCAGGCAGCAGGGUACCAGGUUACCACUGCUGCCAGGUAGCUGCAAGCCACGGGUUGUAGGUACUUAAACAUGCGACUUUUAUUUAUGAGGUAAGUAAGUAGUAGUUAGUAGAAAUGUUUAAUAAAACAAGUAGGUAGUUGUUCCUAGUAGAAGUAAGUAGGUUGUCAAUGUAAUAUUCUUGUGUCUCCGCAACUGUAAGCUACAUACAGGACAUGUUUGUAUUUACAAAGCCGCUGUGUUCGUCAGACAAAUUAUUAUGUUUAAUGUCAUUGCCAAUGCAGGAAGUUAGGAUUACUAGUUUUCAAUUGAAACGGCAGCAGGUCCUUGUCGUUGUGUCAAUAAAUGCAAGCUCAACUCUGUGCUAGGUACGCAUCAUAUUUUCUGUCUGCUCUUUAAUUUCCUUGAACAAAUUGUUGAAGGUACUCUCCGACUUCUCCGAGCAUGUCACACAUACACAUUCAAACGGACACACAGUGACCCGCCUCGAUUGUACAUGGACUGGUACUUACUUAGUACUUACGUAGUUUAUAAAGUUAUAUAAUAUAAAUAUAGGCCAUACUAUGUGAGAGGUCGACUCUGGCGGUGCUCAGUCUGUGUACGGCUGCAACUUGUUAUGACGUCCUGGAACGUCGAUUGUUAAUAUUGGUUCGUUGGUGCGCUACUCAUUGACUAUCAGAAUAGUAAUUAUAUUUACUACUUCGGAAGUUAGAGAGAUAUUUUUAUAUUAAAAUUGUAUGAUUCCAAACUCUUGAUUAUUUUAAUUAGACAUGACUUGGGAAUCGACCAUUACCAACCAGAGUUGGCCCCUGAGACCGUGGCGACCAUGCGGACCAUGCACCGACAAGUACAACGCUUGCAGGUUCCGUUAGUGUGAUUCUAUGUUCCCUGCAGCCUAAUGCAAUAUAAGCUUGGCUGCGCUGUUGGCGAUGUUAUAUCUACACAAUCAAAUCACAUACCAUUUUUACUUAGCUUCCUAUACACACACACGCCGAAAGUUGGUUCAUCAGCCAAAAAGAGCCAAAAUAUGAGAAUACACCAAAAUACAGAAUUGUUUAUAUGCAUUUGUAUAAUUGAGUACCUAUUAUUGCGCAAAAACAACGCAUAAUUAUUCAACAAUAGACAUUCAGUAGCUACGUAUUGUAUUAAUAAAAGUUUCGCCCGGUGUUCACUUGGUAACAUUGGGAAAGUACUUAUUCGUAGGGACUUUAUUGGUGAUUGAGUUAAUAUUAUUGUUAACUUUUUGAAGCAUGCAGGCACAAUACCCUGGUUCGCAGGUUUCUCGUUAGGUCCCUCAACAAGCAAACGGACCGACGAACAUUCCUCCAAUCGUGUAUCAUUACUUCACUACGUAUGUGUUAAUAAUAUCCAAAAACUUUUUACAAGCUCAAGUAAAUAUCACAACCGAUGUAGAAUUUAGUCUUUUAGAAAAAUAAAAGCCCAGUCACUAGUCGAUUGUAAUAAUUGAGGUAUUGUAUAAUACGAACUAUUGAUAAAAUACAAAAUAAUGUAUGAAAGUUCAUGUCAUGAUUACACUUUGUAAAUAAAAUACGAGUCGAUUUGUAUCUGGAAUGCGAUGAUAUUAUUAGUGGUUGGCGUGCGUAGGUACAUAGUUACUUACUAUACCUAAUAUAGGCGCGUAUCGUAUGCGUUGUGUGUCCUGUAAAAUACUUAAAUUGUUAUAAUAUAUACCGACCUUCUAUUGUAAAAAAGUGUCAUAUAAAGGGUUUAAAAAAAACAAAACCUAUCUUAACCUUAUUUAUUAGGUUACAAAAUAAAUGAAUGCGGUAAAUAUGUACGCAUUAAGCACCAAGCAGGUACUAAUAUUAUGUAACGUUACAUUAGGAAACCAGUACUGUAUGCUGCUUACAUGACAUGAAAGUUGUUUAGUUGAACUGUCGAAAUGACCGCGCGGCGGGGCGACCUCGUGCGCGGUAGCAGCACUGCAGCAGGGGCCAUGGUGCAUCCACGCACCCACUUCCGUCCUGUUUUGGUGCAGUUAGCUACUAUAAAUAUGUUACACCUAGUGUAGUGAUACCCAAGACUUUAGCUCUAAGAUAAAGUAGCCUCGGUUUGGUAAUGUUAUAAGUUGAAAUAUUUUAUUGUUAUUGUUUUUGUUGAUUAACUUAAUAAAAUGUUAAUAAGAUUA